UACCUAGCAGAACUAACGGUCAAUUUCGAAUUUGUCUGUUAUCGAGACGUCCUUUGCCCCAGCCCCAGGAAGAUAAAAUCCUCUAAAAUGCUGUCCCUUCGAAAUGCUGCGUUCUCUGUUGUGAGGCGCAAUGCUUACAUGCUCAUGGGAACAGCUCCCCAAUGUGCACAAAAGAGUACUCUUCCUGAUCUUCCUUUUGAGUACAGUGCCUUGGAGCCAGUUAUUUCUCGCGAUAUCAUGACUCUACAUCAUCAAAAACAUCAUGCUGCCUAUGUAACCAAUUAUAAUGCUACACUGGAAAAGCUUCAAGCUGCCAUCAGUAGAAAUGAUGUGUCUGCACAAAUUGAACUUCAGCCUGCCUUGAAGUUUAACGGAGGUGGCCACAUCAAUCAUUCUAUCUUCUGGCAGAACCUUACUCCUGAAACAACAAAACCAGACAGUACUCUUGAAGACGCUUUAAAAUUGCGCUUUGGAAGUUUUGAGAGCUUUAAAAAUGAGUUUUCAACUAAGGCUGUAGGUGUUCAAGGUUCUGGAUGGGCAUGGCUUGGCUAUGAUAAGACUAGCAAAUCUCUUCAAAUAGCAACUUGUGCCAAUCAGGAUCCCCUGCAAGGAACUACUGGCCUCAUCCCAUUGCUGGGUAUUGAUGUGUGGGAGCAUGCAUACUACCUACAGUACAAAAAUGUGCGAGCCGACUAUGUAAAGGCUAUUUUUGAUGUUGUUAACUGGAAAGAUGUCUCCAAGCGUUUCUCGGAUGCAAAGGCCUAAGCCUUGUACUCAAUGAGACUUGUGAUACUGUACCUCUAUCUUGUAAAUAGUUCAAGACAUUUAUGCCCAGUGCUUUUAUGUUAGUGAUACAACUUUCCACUCAAAGUAUGAUUGUUUUAAAGGCUGUUUUGGUUAGGCAGCCAUUUUAUUUGUUGUCCUUUUAUGUUUUUGUGAAAUAUGUUUUAGGAUAUGUUGCAUAAUAAAAGAUGAUGUAAAGUA
Messenger RNA from Frankliniella occidentalis (western flower thrips), 984 nucleotides. It is a transcript of the gene Sod2, whose product is annotated as superoxide dismutase [Mn], mitochondrial. Gene Ontology annotation, molecular function: metal ion binding; superoxide dismutase activity. NCBI's taxonomy places the organism in Eukaryota, Metazoa, Arthropoda, Insecta, Thysanoptera, Thripidae. The transcript has 6 exons. The record is from RefSeq and is a predicted model, not a curated record. Gene Ontology annotation, cellular component: mitochondrion. Gene Ontology annotation, biological process: superoxide metabolic process. The coding region runs from base 88 to 765 and encodes 225 amino acids.